GUCAAAUUUUAAUAAAUUUGUGUAAUAAUUGUGCCAAGGAAGUCUCUUUUAAUAUAAAUUUUUCUGUUUUAGUGUCAAUAUUGUUAUUUUUUGUGAAAGUGUCAAACUGAGUUGUGUUUACCUAUUGAUUUGCUGUCUCAUGGUAGUCGGUGUUCUAAGCAAACUGUUUAUUAUUUCUCGGAAUGAACAGACAAUUGAUUGUUAUUUAUAGUAAUAAGGAUAAUAUUGGAUUUUUAUGAACAUAAGCUCGUCGUUAGUUUAAGUGUUGUUUAUUAUUGUACUGUCAGUGGGUGGAUCUGAAAGUGUCGGUACCAUGCUUUUGCAAACAAUGGUGUUUUCUAUUGCGGCCAUUGUUAACCUAUAAUUAACUGAAGUUAUGUAUUUGAAAAUCGCUGUAAAUUUUAAUUAUUUUUACAGAUCGUGGUUGUUUUUCAUAUACUCUUUGCACCAAUAUCGUAUUUUAUAGAUAGCUGGAGUUACAAACACAUUUAAAUACCGUGUUUUGAUUGUUGUUUCCUCUUAUUGGUUAUUACAACAUGGCGGCCCAAGUGGCAAGUCAGUCGAGUGAUGGCCCUCAAAACAGAGACAGUGCUGGAGGAGUGUCGUAUGCUAGUGCCGUGCUUAACUUCAAAAAUAUGGAUAAUAACAAGGAGAAUAUCAAUGCGUCAACUGUUGGGACUACACCAAAGGAAUCUGUGACAAAAGAAACACCUGUUAAAAAUAAAACAGUUAAUAAUCCUCAACAAAAAACUGGGAGACAGCCUGCAACUUAUGCCACAGCAAGUAAACCUAGUGCAAGUAACGAGGAGUUUCCCCAGAUUAACACAGCUGUAAGUAAAACUUCUAGGAAGAUGGGAAUGUCAACCAAAGGUGAUCAAUCAAAUGUAAAAAAGUCGUCACAAAAUUCUUCUACUAUUUGUGAUAGUGCUGACAGUGUUUGCAAUAGUGAUAUUUCGGUACAGCCUAGUCCUAGUGUCGAUUUAGAAUCAGAAAGCGUGGAUGCCGACUCAGUGGAGGAAGUUCCUGAAAAGAAAAAGUUUGUCGAGGCUCCUUUACCAAAGAUAAAUCCAUGGACUAAAAAUAAAAAUGCUGCAUCUGUGAUAACAGGCAAGCCGUCUGAUACCCCAUUACCUGUAGCAUCGCCUGCGCCAGUUCCAGAGAAGAGAGUGUUACAACCUCAACAACAGGGAACAGUUGAAAAUGGACCUCAGACGACAUCGCCACAGCCACAGCCUACGAUAGUGAGGGCACCCAAAGACAGGCGGCGCUACAAUCAAAAAGCCAGUGACUUCACAGACACAGACGACUGGCCUACUUUGGGCAAGGCAGCUCCACACACAGACAAGAAGUCAGUCAAGGAGACAGUGACCAGUAACAGCGGCGGAGAAACCCCCGCGAUCACCACGGAGCCCCGCCAAGUCACCAUCACAAUCACGGGGAAACAGAACGGGCACGACGACCCACAACAAACCACCCCCGAUAGUCAGGAUGCUGACAAGAAGAAAAAGACUGCCAAACCAAAAUGGGUGCCUUUAGAAGUAGUGGAUCUGUCAAAAGGUAGAAGUAAAAGAGACAGAUCUCCUAAACAUGCAAGGGAGAAAAAUGGAGAACACAACGGAGACAACGAGCCAGUAGUGAACGGUAACUACAGGGACUGGAGUGGCCGUGGUCGAGGGGGAGGCGGCCCCAGGCAUGGUGGUACCAGAGGUACGCGGGGGGGCAGAACGGGGGCGCGGGGCGUGAGGGCUGCUUACCCCCGUCCCCGACACAACGACUCUGACUACCCAGACUAUCCCACAGACUACACUCAGGUACCGGGGAUCAACAAGUUUGGUAACCCAGACGGCUUCAUGAUGCCAUUCAUGGGAACGUUCUACUUCGAUAGUUCAAGUUACCGCAACUUAGAUGAUUCUACACUCAUGGAAUGUAUCCGAAAACAGAUAGAGUACUACUUCAGCAAGGAAAACCUGAUGAAGGAUCUGUUCCUGAGACGCAAGAUGGAUGCUGAUGGCUACUUACCUGUCACACUCAUCGCCUCCUUCCAUCGGGUCCGAGCCCUGACACUGGACAUCAACAAGGUCCUGCAGGCCAUCAAACAGAGCAAGGAGCUUGAACUGACCUCUGAUGCUUUCAAGGUCAGGACAAUACACGACCCCACCAAGUGGCCUAUCCCGGACACUGUUGGCAAUCCUCUCAUCAUCUCCCCCCAACAUCCGCUGUCUAUGCACCCUCUAGGUCCACCCUUGAUGGCAGUGCCGCCACUCACCCCUCUGCCACCACCCAUGCACAGAGCCCCGGUGUUCCCUAUGCCAGUGGUGCCACCACCUCCCCUCCCCUACACGGCUGGUCCUACGGAUAAUCUCAACCCCAACGUACCCGAGUUUGUGCCUGUGGUGCAGCCAGUAGUCAACGGAACGUCGGACCCUGUGGACGAGUGCUCAGAGGCCUUGGAAGACACUGCCAUCAGUGAGUCAGACCACAGAACUACAGAGGACAGGGAUGUUGUCAGUGAGACCAAGGACAAGCCUGAACGUACAAAUACCUCGGAUGUCGCUGAGAGUAAAGUCGACAAGAAAGAAAAAGGAGGAAAAUCGAUAAGCGAUGACAGUACAAAUGAAGCCAAUACCAAACCUUCAGAAGAAGAUCUAUGGAAAGAAGUGAAGAGGAGAGUGAAGCCAGCAGGGCCCAAACAGGAGAGAGUAUCUCUUCAGCACCAGGCCCCAGAGGAGAGAGAAGAGCUGGACUUUCAGUUUGAUGAAGAGUUGGACGUUCCUACAGGCAGACACAACACAUUCACUGACUGGUCCGAGGAUGAGAGUGACGACUACGAGUUGUCAGAUCAUGAGAUCAACAAGCUUCUGAUUGUAACCCAGACGGCCGGGUCGUCGAGAAGACCCAAGCAUGACGGGUACGAUCGCACGGGUGACAAGACCUCCCGGGUCAAGAUGACCCAGGACCUGGAGCAAGCUAUCAACAUCGGGCUGCAGUACUACGAGGAGAACCUCUGGACAGAAAACGACUGGGUACAGUCGUCAUCUGGUAGCUACAAGACUGUGAAUGUCAUAACUCAGGAAGACUUUGAGAAGAUGGCUCCUAGAGCUCCUCGCAAGGUCAACCCUGAGGCACCUCCUCCUCCACCUCCCUCUCUGGCCACAGCAGCUGCCUUCCCUCACAAUGAGGACACAGACCUACUGGAGGUGUCUAAUGAGGUAGAAGCCAUGGAACAGAGCAAGACAGAGUCCAGUGGUAGAGUGAGAAGGCCGAUCCCUCCUCACAGACAAGCUCCGAGGUUCUUCGCCGUAGUCAAGGACCCGGAGAGGCCAGAGAAGGGCCGCAAACGCAAGACUCGGCACUCCAGCAACCCUCCUGUAGAGCAUCAUGUGGGGUGGAUCAUGGACGUCAGGGAACAUCGGCCUCGCACCUCCUCCAUGGGGAGCAGCACAGGGACCAGUCCCAACGAAGGGUUCCUCUCAGGAGGCACUCCUAGCUCCUUGCCUACAUUCCAGCACCCCUCACACUCCCUGCUCAAAGAGAACAACUUUACACAACAAGUCUACCACAAGUACCACUCCAGGUGUCUCAAAGAACGCAAGAAACUGGGCGUAGGGCAGUCACAAGAGAUGAACACGCUUUUCCGGUUCUGGUCGUUCUUCUUGCGAGAAAACUUCAACAGGAACAUGUAUCAAGAAUUCAAAACCUUGGCUCUCGAAGAUGCUAAAUCUGGCUUCAGGUACGGACUUGAAUGCCUCUUCAGAUACUACAGCUAUGGACUAGAAAAGAAGUUCCGACCGGAACUGUACAAAGACUUUCAGACUGAAACUAUUAACGAUUAUGAGAGUGGCCAACUUUACGGACUUGAAAAGUUUUGGGCAUUCCUUAAAUACUACAAACAUGCUCAGAAAUUACAUGUUCUACCAAAGCUCAAAGAACACCUGUCUAAUUUUAAGACGAUAGAAGACUUCAGAAUAUACGAGCCGGCUGAGGAGAUGGAGGGUUAUCCCGGGGGUCUGCGGGGCCUUGCAGCAGCCAAGAGACGCAACAGGUCAGUGUCAGAGUCAGCCACAUGGGAGUCCACGGCGGGGCUACGACGAUACAGCAGCGGGGGCAUCAUUAGACAACGGGCCGACUCCACAGGGGCUCGUCGCAGAUACGACUCAACCGGUGAUGGUAAGUUUAGAAAUCGUGUGAACUUUGAUCUUCCGCCAGACAAGAAGCACUCCAGUUCAGCUCAGAACAUUAUGUCACCUUCGUUGGCAAGAAAGAAACUGACCCAACAGCAACAGAAAGCCCCUGCCACGGUAGACUGAUCCUCCUUACACCUUGGUGUCUUCCACGCAUGGAGCAGAUCAACGUCCAAAUGGUGAUUCAUUUGUUAUGGCUUUAAACCACGCUUAUAGUUAAAAGUUUUAUAGUUUCUCUAAGAUCCACUAUCAGUUCUCCCUAUGUACCAAUGAGGAUCAUAGUUUGUCCAUAAUAGUGAAUCAAAAUGAUUCUUGUCAUCGAUUUUUCAAUAUGCAAUAUUUAAGUUUUAUUAAACAUAAUAGGUAUCCAUCUAAGCUUUGUAAUCAUAAAAAAUAUAUAUUUGUAAUUAAUUUUUUUAAUGUUUAAGGGCCAUUGCUCUAUUUUUAUAAUUUAUCUCUUUCUUUACUACUGUUAUAUUUGAAUAUCAUUAAAUUAAUUAUUUUCAAACUUAAUGUUUGCUACAAUUUAAUUUUUGGUAAUAUAUAUUGUUUUUAAUUGUAUAACAAUAUUUAUUUAAUACUGUUUAAAAAUCUUUAAUAAUUUUUCUUUUAACUUACAUGAUUGUACAUACAUUUCCCCAUAUUCAUAAGUAAAUUACAAAACUAAAAAUAUUAAAUAUAUAUAGGACUAUAAAAUCCUUAAAUAAUGUAUAAAAAUACAAAUUUGAAUGUUUUAUUACGAUUAUAAUGUAAAUGUAUAAAUUAUGAAGCAAAGAUAGUUUUUGUAUGUUGAUGUGUAUCGAUCAUUUUAUUUUGUACAAUUACUCCACAGCAUACUUGUGUGAUUACAGCUACUCAGAUAAUCCAAAUGAAAGCUAGAUAAAUAUUUUGAUAUAGCACAAAGCUAAGUUUAUUGUAUAUUAGAUAAUAGCCUAAGGUUUUAAAGUGAAAUGCCAGAAGCUAAAACAUUUUACUAUCCAUACAUGAAUAAAAUGUUCAAAAUUGGGAUUUGGGCAUUCACUUUUGGAAAUUCAAUAUGAUAGUUGUAAUCUUGUAUUUAAAAUAAUAUUGUAGCUUUUGUAUGUUUUAUUAAAUUUGAUUAAUGUUUUACGCCUUGAUUAUAUGAAUGGCCCCACAACCUGAUUUCCAUAUUACAUGUUGCUCUGUUAACCAACUUCCUUUGUUACUUUCACUUUGUUGUUUUGUUUUCUUUUCAUCGGGUAUUUUUCAGGAUGUUUAUAGUGUACGUUAUGUUCUGUAUUCAGUCAGAUUUUAUGUUAGUACAGUGGCUGUUAGUUUUCUUGUAUUUUAUUUCUAGUUAUUAUUAACCCUCAAAUUGUCUAAACUCACCGUAGUGUCAUAUCAUAUCUAACUUGGAGAAAGUUGAUAUGUUUGUUAUACAUAAUAUUAGAUUAUAAUAUCCUUCUUAUGACUUACCACCUCUAUUGGCAAAUCGAUAACCGAGUAUUACUACCGAAGUCUUUUGAGGAUAUAAUUCUAGUCCAAAACGGUUUAUCAGAUAAAAUUUAGCUUGGCGCAAAAGGUUCCUAUCCGAAAUUGUUACCGACAGUCAUUCACGGCCCAACCCGUGAUAACGUACUUGGGUGCGUCACGUAGUUUGUUAGGCACAACGUAGUUUGUUGUUAGGAUAGUCGGGGGUUUUCAGUCGGGAUAGCCAUGUUUGUUUACGUGUAUAACAGUCUGUAUAUUGUUAUCUUAUUAUAACCUGACAUUUUUGUUUUGGUAGGUGCAUAGUUUCUAAUGUGUGAUUUUUUGCUUAAUUGUAAUUGUACAUAGAGUAAGUUAAGUGUAAGUAGUUUAAGUGAGAUGUGACUGAAACGAAAGAUAAUAGGUUCCAACAUAAUAGGUUCCAAUGUCGGUUUUCUUUUAUUCAAAAUUACCACCUAUAUCCUCAGUUGCUCAACGAUCCGUAGUGUUGUAAAUAAUCUUAUACAUAUAAAUAUAUAUAUAUAUACCUUAUCCUUGUGUAACAGUAAGCUUGUAUAUUACUGAUGUGCUUCAUGUUCAAUAUACUUUUGGUUACUUUUACACUUUUUGUAUUCUUUGACACAGUGCCUAGGGAAAAGUUCUAACUCUGAACGCGUAGACCAGGUUAAUCUGUUAAAAUUUUAAUUUUUGUGUGCCAGAAGUAAGUAGUGAGUAAGUUUAUACAAUUAGCUUAUCUGCUAGCUGAAUAGGUUGAACCGUGUAAUUUAAAUGUUAUUGCCCUGAAACUAAACUGAACAUUUAACUCUGGACUUCUGAGCUUUUGAUCUACAAUGCAUUUAAGUUUUCUCAAGAAGUAAAGUACUAAACAUUUUUUACCUGUAUACCCAGUAGUUUUAGUUUUCAACUUCACAUUUUUACCUGAACAAAGUUUUCUCAUUAAAUCUUAGUGUAAGGUGACAUUAAAUUAACAUUUUCAAAAUAAAGUUUAGAAGUAGAUGUUGUACUUUUAUACAUGGUGCUAAAAACUGAAUUAAUCGAUGAAUGCCCUUUUUGGAAAUUAUCCACUAGGAUAUAUUUUUAGUUUAAACGUAAUUAAAGGUUGUUAUAUCAAAGAUGUACUUUUAGGUUGAAUCCUAUUUGUAACUUUGUUUGAUAUUCAUAAUCUAGCCGUUCUAGCCAGACAAUACUUAUUACUUAAUGCAAUUCUUUAUUUUAUAUAUCAAAGAUCAUAAAUAUUGUAAUAUUAUUUUGGGGAACUUUUAUUUUUAUUUGUGGUGUGGUUUCGACCUUUCUUCAUUUUUCCUCUAGUGAGACGCUACUAAAAUUGUUUAUCCUUAUCAUCACUUAAAAGGUUGUAUUUCUGAAUCAACAAUAAGAUAUUUGUUGUACAUAAUUAAUUUUUAAGUUAUUUUAAAGAAAAGGAAGAUUUUUUAUGUUUAGAUUGUUUAAAUUGUUGCAUGACUAAACUUUUUUUUGAAAUUUGUUGGUUAUGUCUUUUAAAUCAAAGGUAUUGGUUAUUUUUACAACAGGCACACUUGGUUUUAGUGCCUUUUUUGUGUCACAGUUUUGGUAACAGAUGUCUCCAUAAAUAGUGACUUGUGAUAUGAUUUUCUUAUUCAAUAACGUAGUUUUUAGUUUUUUGGCUAACAUUAUGGCAAUAAUAAAUUAUUAUAUCGUUUGUGUCUGCAACAGUAGAUUGAAUUUUCAGUUACAAACUAUUUCAAGAUUAAGAGAUAUUUAAUUUACACUUCUUGUUUUAUGGAAGAAAGAAUUAUUUUCAUAAAAGUACAUUUUGUGUUUAGUUACUCAAUAUUCUGGAUGAUGAAUUAUUAUUCAAUCACAUUAUACUAAAUUAACAAAAGAUUUUCUGUGUCAUUCAAGAAGUAAUUAUUAUGUUGUUAAUUUUCAUUUUACAUUGCAUUUAGAAUCAAAAUGGAAAUUCAAGAAGUUGUUGUAAGACAGGUGUAUAUAUUUCAACUGUACAUUACCCAUGAUUCCACACUCCUUGGGGCUCUGUUUUUCUCUGAUUUGGUCUCACAUUUCUAGUUAAGUUUGACUUUUCUACAAUUUAGGGAUGAGGUUUGGGGUUAUUAUAGUUUUUUUUAGUGUUAAGUGCAUUUUCUCAUGUAAUCAUUAUCAUGGUAAUUUUAAAAUGCGUGUUUAUAUAAUAUUUUUGCGAGUAUGUGUUAAGGAUAGUCAUAUUAAUAUUAAUAAUGUAGUUAAGACAAAAAACACAAAAAAUAAAAAAAUAAUAAAAACUAUAAAAAACGA
Macrosteles quadrilineatus (aster leafhopper) is the source of this 7901-nucleotide messenger RNA. RefSeq names its product la-related protein 1B (gene larp). The transcript has 20 exons. Gene Ontology annotation, biological process: mRNA stabilization; positive regulation of translation. Bases 537 to 4307 code for a protein of 1256 amino acids. Lineage: Eukaryota; Metazoa; Arthropoda; Insecta; Hemiptera; Cicadellidae. Gene Ontology annotation, molecular function: RNA cap binding. The record is from RefSeq and is a predicted model, not a curated record. Gene Ontology annotation, cellular component: cytosol; cytoplasmic stress granule.